CUCUUCGUUUAUUGAAUUUUCUAAAAACCUUUUGGUCUGCCCAAAAUUUCGUGAUUCUUAGCCCAAAAAUAUUGAAUUUUAAUUUUCUAUUUACUGUUUUAUUUUCUGAUUUAAUUUUAAAUUAUUUUCUUUGAGCCCUAGGCAGCUGAGUAUUGCUUCAUCUACUCUUUCUUCUUCUUUAGCCGUGAGCCUUUGCUUCAUUGAAGUUCUAAAUCUCUGCUUUGCUUGCUGCUGCCGUAGUGAUUUGCUGCUGCUGUCGGCUCCGGAUUACAAUAAGAAUGGACAAGUUUCAUCAAACAGAUUGCAUUGAAAUUUUAUCUCAAAUUAAGCAUCAAGAGAAGCUGCUUAAUCUCAAAAGAAGGUGGUUGAUGGGACUUUCGAUUUCCAGGUCGAAAAAGAAGCAAUUCAAGGAACCUGAGUUUUUCAAGUGCAAGACUUUGCCUGAAUCUUUUCUGAGGGAGGAUGAUAUGUUCUAUGAGAUUAUUAAAGCUCAUGUUCAAGAUGCCUUCGGAGCAAGCAAUUCCAGAAGAGGAAAUCAUGUAAUUCAAGAUGAUGUCCAAUCAUUUGAUGCAUCCAAGAUAACUGGAGUUCUUUUCUCAUAUCUCGAUGCUUUGACUAAUGAUGGGCUUCACCUUAUUGUUAUGAUACUUUCAGGUGGCUCAGGAAUGAUUAAGAAAACUCAGUGCGAAAUGAUAAAAGCUAUUAGAGAAUCUUUGCCAAGCUUUUUAAGCAAUAAAAACCUUGAGCAUGAACAGAAGACCUCUAUUAUGCAGCUAUAUAAAAUUCUCAAUGAUCCUAAAAAUUUCCGGAACAAUACUAUGAAACCAAUGACUCCAACAUCUCUGUUUCAUCAUGCUGCUGCAAUCCAGAUGCUGGAUAGGUUAGAGGAUUUGCCUUUCCAGACCUUGAUUGCAAUGGAUAGGAAGCUUAGUUGUGUCAAAACUGUGCCCCAGUUAAAGACACAUGAACGGGGUCAGAAACGGAAACGUUUAGUUCAGAAAGUGGGUAAAACCGCUAGAAGGAUGCUUAUGGAUCUUGAUGAAGAGGGGAAACUACAAGGGCCAUUAGCUAAAGCAUUGGCAGUAGCAGAAUUAUCACUAAACCUAACUAUGGGUUGUCAAAAUUCCUCCACGACAAGCUUUCGCCAAUUCACACCAGAAAUAGUAAGCUUGCAGAAUGAUAUUGUGAAGGCUAUUUGGACUCUUAAAACGAAGGCUAGAUUCCCAGAGCUGAAAGCCUUACAGCUUUUGUUGGAUCCAAAUAUUGAAAUAGCAACUCGUUCUUUAAGAGGAGCAAUUAUAAAUGCAUUAACAGAGUUCCUCUUUGAGUGCAGUGAUAUGGAUACAAUUCCCAAGUCUUUCUUAGAAGCACUUUCUGUUAUUAACAGAGAUUCCCGAUCUUUGCCAAACAAGAUUUCCCGAUCUUUGCCACAUCAAAGCUUCCUAAAGGAUGAAAUUGAAGAAGAGGUGGAAUGUAUACUCAGCGUGAGUGCUGAGAUGAAACAAAUUUUUUGGGACUUGCUUCCUGAUCACGAGUUGGAUGAGGAAUUUGCUGAUGCCUAUGGGGAAGGUUUAGAAGGAAGUGAUGAUGAUAGUUGUAUUGAGGAUAGUGGUUGUUAUGAAAAUGAUUGGAAAAUGGUUAAUAAGGACUUAGAGAGUUGUAUGUCCCAUUCUGUCAAGUCAAUUGAGAGAGAUGAGGUUAUACAGGACGUGAAAAUGGAUCCAGAAUAUGCCUCGAGUAAUGCGAAAAGUAGCGAAGAUAAAAACAGAGUAAAGAACAAGGCCUCUUUCAGUUCACCAAGAGGAGAGUUAAAUUGCCAAUCAAUUGAGAGAGAUGAGGUUGAACAGAAGAUUGGAGUGGCUCCAGAAAAUGCUUCGAAUGAAAGGUUUGCAGACAACAAAACAAGCAAGUGCAGAAAUCGAUACCUUGCCAUCCAAGAAGCAUGUGAUGAAACAAGUUUGGUUGCACACAAACUAAUUGGUCGGUUACUGGAAAAGUUUGCUAAGGAGCAGGAUAUGGAUUUAGAUUGGAGUGAUAGCUUGUAUCUCGGAGGUGACUCUUCAACUCAACAACAUAUUCAAGGACAAGAAAAGAAGCAGAAAUUGACCGAGGAGGACAUGGGAGAUAAUCUUAUCGGAACACUGAAGGAGCUUAUGCCUUUUGUUACAAAGAGCCUGCCAGGGCAUCAAAAUCGAAAGAGUUGAUGGAGGCAAAUUUUAGGUGCCCUUUUAUUAUAUCGGCGCAGAUUUUCUAUCGCAUCCAUCUUUAUUGAUUCAACACAACCUAUUCAAAUUCAUUUAUUUGAGAUGUGGCUUGGCUUACAAGGAUAAAAAAUCAAACACAUUCACGUCUUCACUGAUUCAUUGUACAGAAAAGUAAUUGCUGGUCAGUGGUGAGGUGAGUUAUGAUCAUCUUGCUUGCAAAUCCGGGUCCCCAUCCAAACGAUGCGCUUAGGUAAUCGAAAUUUUGUAAAGCUGAGACCUAUAUAUUGUUUCACAUUCAUUCGGAAUUCGGAAAUAUUCAUUUAUUUUAACAUGUACUUCUUGUUAACGAGUUCUCUCUCCUUGAUAGAAUGCUCGUGGAAAGAAUUAAGGAAGCAAUAGUUAGUUACCCUCAAAAGUUUGUUGUCAAUUAGUGUAUACGAUGUCGUGUUUAUGUUAUUUUCUUGUAUCGUAAUUGUUUUAUGACAUUAUAUGUUUUUCAAAA
This is a messenger RNA of Gossypium raimondii (Peruvian cotton), 2706 nucleotides long. RefSeq lists its product as hypothetical. Lineage: Eukaryota; Viridiplantae; Streptophyta; Magnoliopsida; Malvales; Malvaceae. The transcript is spliced from 7 exons. Bases 279 to 2204 code for a protein of 641 amino acids. The record is from RefSeq and is a predicted model, not a curated record.